Messenger RNA from Babesia bovis T2Bo, 1191 nucleotides. RefSeq names its product Chromatin-linked Adaptor for MSL Proteins (CLAMP). Lineage: Eukaryota; Apicomplexa; Aconoidasida; Piroplasmida; Babesiidae. The transcript has 6 exons. Bases 151 to 1170 code for a protein of 339 amino acids. The record is from RefSeq and is a predicted model, not a curated record.
AAUAAGACAUUUAUAUAUACUUUUUCACAUAGAAGGCAACAGAAAUUAGCCGUAUCGCGAAAGAAAGCGACGGCUUUGCUUGCCAACAAAAGCAACUACUCAUGUCGGUGCUACGACACAGCAUGAACAUAGUAUGAUCGUCCUAUAAAAAUGAAGAAAGUGUCAAUGAAGUCUAAGCACAAGAAUAAUGCCAAUGUUGGCACAUAUUCUACACAUAUACCCAGCUUUUGCUGGAUUCUAGCUAUGCUAAUGACCAUCUCUGGUAUCGUCAUACAUUCUACCAUUAUAUAUACUCCACACUGGCGCAUAUCUAAACCUAUCGCCUACAGUUAUAUGCAUCUCGGUACUAGAAGGCAACAUGUUGUCGGCGAGACUAGAUACGGCCUUCAAUUCAUCAAUUUUAACAAUGGAGGUUUUAUACAAACGUGGUCCGAAAAGGUAGAAAGUGUGAAGAAAAAGGGCUAUACCGCUAUACAACAUAACGAAAUGGUCGGUAAAGGAACUUAUCGCAGCUUCCAGGGAAGCUACUGCCCCGCUGCCUGUAGAAAUGCUAUCAUCGUACGCAUGGAAGGAUAUGAAAAGAUGUUGAAAAUCAAUAAUCUGCUGAGUCUAAUCCUAAUUCUCGUUUGUGUACUAGCUGCUCUGGGAGUUGGAUGGUACAUCCUUUUCGAUGCUGACAUGACGGUGUCAGGCGGAUUAUGGGUAGUCGCCGCUGUAAUUGGUGGUUGUUCUACUUAUUCAUGGAAUUUUUACACUAAUGCGCUGUGGAAAACUAUAUGCAGUCAACAACAGAUACCAUUUCCAGCGGUAGGACCAAAUAUGAAGCUUAGCUAUGUAGCAUCCGCGCUAUUUGUAGGUGGAUGUUUGGUACUAAUACUAAGCGCACUAUUUUUCCACUGGAGACAUACAAGAAGCAUCCAAAAAAUGUUGCAAGCACAUCUGCAAAACAAGCAGAAUGAUAUGGACCCUUUCAGAGAUCCCAUGGCAUACAACCCAAUGAAGCCUUCAGCACCUAUGGAACCUGGAACUGCCCCUGCACAACAAACACUAAACCCGGGACAGCUAUUUUCAGGUAUAGGUUUCAACCAAAACCAACAGCAAGGAUACCAGUACCCCCAGGGAGGGGCUGGAGUCGGCCCAUCAAUGUGGAACACUAACGUCCAAUACUGAGGAUAGUGUCCUAAACAAUGA